Messenger RNA from Striga hermonthica, 312 nucleotides. NCBI's taxonomy places the organism in Eukaryota, Viridiplantae, Streptophyta, Magnoliopsida, Lamiales, Orobanchaceae. The record is from the annotation of a GenBank genome assembly.
AUGUCUGGACGUGGUAAGGGCGGCAAGGGCCUCGGCAAGGGCGGAGCCAAGCGCCACCGUAAGGUGCUCAGGGACAACAUCCAGGGCAUCACAAAGCCGGCGAUCCGCCGUCUUGCCCGGAGGGGCGGCGUCAAGCGCAUCAGCGGCCUCAUCUACGAGGAGACUCGCGGCGUCCUGAAGAUAUUCCUGGAGAAUGUCAUCCGCGACGCCGUCACCUACACUGAGCAUGCCCGCCGGAAGACCGUGACGGCCAUGGAUGUUGUGUACGCCCUCAAGAGGCAGGGCCGCACUCUCUAUGGUUUUGGUGGCUGA